GGGCGCCUUUGCCGGAAGUCGGUGACACUUCCGCUGGGGACUACACCUACAAAAUCGAAAAGCUGAUGACAAGACAACUGGAAUGGAGGCGCUGAACAGGAGGCGUGCUCGGGUGGCAUUCAGCUACCAACCCCAGAACGAGGAUGAGCUACAGUUGGAGGUGUCGGAUGUCAUUGAGGUGCUCGAGGAGGUUGAGGAAGGCUGGUGGAAGGGCGUGCUCAAGGGCCGCAUAGGUGUGUUCCCCUCCAACUUUGUUGUGCUCGAGGACGCAGCCCCCGCCUCUCCACGCGCGGCCUCCACGGCCACUGCCAACAACCAGACCCGCUGGGGAAACUCCGUCACCUCCGACUUCCACUCCGAUAAGCCGGAGUCCUCGGGAGACGUCACAGGUGACCACUCGCUAGCCUCGUUAGAAAUCAAGCCCAAGCCAGUCGCCAAAGGCAUCGGAUUCGGCAACAUCCUGCCGGAGAACCGCAUCAAGGUCAAAAGCAAAGUCACUGACUCGCCCAAUGACAAACGCGCUUUGGGGCCCAUGAAGAAACCUGCACCCCCUGUGCCAUCGGAAACGUCAACAGAAGCCCCAAAGUUGCCUCCCAAGCCAGUACGGGAGCAGGCCAAGGUGCUGUACGCGUAUGAGGCGCAGAACGAUGACGAGCUGACGAUCAAGGAAGGAGACGUGAUCACGGUUUUGACAAAGGAAGUGGAAGACAAAGGCUGGUGGAAAGGGGAGCUCAAUGGCAGAGUCGGCGUGUUCCCGGACAAUUUCGUCAAGCUCAUAAAGGAGGAGGUUCCGCAGCCUGUAAAACCUGAGCGGCCCGAGAAGCCCCCGGUCGGCAAGAUGGCGGGCAAGCCCGACCUGCCCGACAAGCCUGCCUUCCAGGAGUAUGGCAACAGCUCGGACCGGCCCAUCUCCAAAGUGCCUCCUUUUAAGCCUUCCGAAAUUUCUAAGAAAGCACCAUCAUUGGCCAGCGCAGCAGCGGCGGAAGAGAAAGGCAAGGCACCUGCCCCUCCCCCUGCGACCUGCUUGGCAGCAGCCAAGAAGCCCUUUGUCCUGCAGUCUCCACCCACCUCGGCCAGUACCGCCCCCAAGAAGCCCCCGCCCCAGUGGCCUUCCAUGGAUGCAGACGUGCCUCCUCCCUCUUCCCCACCCCCUUUGCCACCUUCCAGCCCCACCCCCACUGCCACGCCCACUUCCACUCCUGCCUUACCCUCGGUUGCACCUCCCUUGUUUGCCGCUAGGAGAACUGAAGGGCAAACAAAAGAGGCCGCUCCUGUGCCCGCCCCAGUGUAUGCCCAAGUGAGGCGAAUUAUGGCCAACGGAGUCGCAGACUCCAAGGAGUCUCAGUCGUCAGUAGCCUCAUCCAGCAAGGAAGAGUACUCGGAAGCGACAUUUGACAGCAUCGAGCCCUCGGAGAAUAAGCUGAACCACCCCACUGCCAACCGUGUGCGACCUCCCAUGAACAGGAGGCCUCCUUCUCAUAUAACGAUCGUCAAGGAAAAUGGCAAUGAACCAAGCGAGCAGCAGCCAGCUUGGAUGAAGGACCUUGGAAAGAGGCACCAGGCCAAAUUCUCUAGUCAGUCUACAUUCGAGGGCAAGGAUGUGAAGAUUGCAGGCAGCCCAGAAAAGGAGCUUCCAAGCAGACUGUAUCCACAGAAGUCGCCACCUUCUGCACACAAGCCCCUGGCCGGUUCCGUCAGAGAAGGGGACUGCCAACUACGCAAGGGUGAAGGCGAGCGACGGCGGGAGGAAGAGGAGCGGUUGUCGUCUGAGGCCUUCGCAGAAGUGGCGAGAAGGCGUAGCUGGGCGGCAUUGCAUGAAUCAGCUGUGCUGUCGCGUAGCCCGAUUACAAAGGAGUCCCCAGCGGUGACAGCAGCACCUGUAAUCCUGCGGAGCCAGAAGGGCAUGUGCUCAGCCGACGGCGAUGCUGUACAGGAGCUCAAGAAUGAGCUGAAGGUUCUUCGCGAGAACUGCGUUCCCAAGGAGGAGCUCAAUAGCCUCCAGCAGCAGAUCAAUUCCCUCAAAGAAACCGUGGAGUCCAAUCGGAACCAGUACAGCAAGCUGGUGCGCGACCUCAUGGCCGAAAUCGACGAGGAGAAGAAACUGCGCAUGACCCUUCAGGUGGAGAUAGACCGUCUCAAAAAGCUGACCCUGACCGUCUGACCCAGCGCGGUCUGACCAGUCUUCGCAGUCCAACCAGGCGUGCGCAACCUUCCCGUCUGAGGGCAAAGGGAGCCCCCAGCACACCUUCCACCCUCCAGUCAACUUGUCGACUCAGCACUGCAACACCAGUGAAUCCUUUCCCCCUUCAGAAUCUCGGGAAGCGCAUAAGCAUUUGAACGGGGGGUUGCCAGCGGGCGGCUUCAGGGCAUGUAAAUUUUUAAGUAUUAAACUUCAGCUAAGAGCAAGUAUUUAUGAAUAGAAGUUGCGCCAAGCUUUCCGAAAUGCUCGCAUCAGUGGCCGAGUGCUGCAGUAGUGUUUUAUUGUGCAAAGUUUCAGUUGAUUCUUUCUUGCAUUUUUAUUAUUAUGGUGUAACAAUUUUAGAGGAAACCAUGGUGUUCGGUACAGUCAGCGUUGAUUUCGAACGGUACUUUAACCUUAGCCUUCACUUAGUGCAAGUGAAGAAAACUGGGAAGGCAUUAGCAUGAGUGUGUGAGGCUGUCGAGACAUCAGCCAUGCUCUUAUUGCGGUGGUAAUUAACAUUAUGAUGAGCAUUCCCUUUAGUCAAGACAUUAGGGGCCAAAAAGAACGAUGCUGCCUGCAAUACAAUGCCAGAUAGUGUCACCGAGUAGGCUCUCGAGCAGAAGUGGCAGUCCCACCGUACAGCUGAGCACAAAGGUUACAGCUGAAAUGCAGUUAAUUAUCUUUUCUUUAUAAGAAAACUGAAGUGUGUGUAAAUGGGUUCAUGUGCUAAGACAUGCUUUUAUGCGCACAUAAUAGUACCAUACUACCAUUGCCAAUUUCGUGCCAUUUAACAAUAACACGACUACCACUACCACAAUGCCGGCAACCACAGUUGUCACCGCAUUUCGCUUUUAGCGAGCCUGUCGCAUAGUAUUAGCUCUGGUAAUGUGAUUUCGGUGAGAUUUCGAUGCUUGCUGCGAAUUCAGCGUGGAUCGAAGGACUUAAGGAUGUGACUGCAGCUUGUGCGGGAGCUUUGCUGCAUAACCUUUAAUAAAAGUGCAGUACCGAGUCCUCACUUUGCCUCAUUUCAAGCCCUUUAUUCACUUCUGCUGAGUAUUCUGUACAGUUCAGAGAGCUAGAAAUUGCAGCAAAGUACUAUGGAGGUCAUAAGAUGACUUCUUUGUUCCAACUAUACCUUGUAUAGCGUGUUCUCAUUGUCGGCUAGAUGUAAUGCUGGUUUUGAGCGAGCUGGCCUUCGAUGUAAGUGCAGUGGUCUGAAUUUCUUAUUUCCAAGCGGAAAUUUAUGCCGACAUCAAUGCAUCUCCUUUUUUGUUUUUACAUAGCUGAAUGCCUUUGUCUUCUACAUGCUAUACACAAUCUGCUCAUUCUCCUGUUGUUUUUUCUGCCUUUUGUACGCACAUGUAUAAGCUUCAUGAUGUAUCUCACAGCGGUAUUUGUUGAAGGGAGCUUUAUCCUUCAGUAUAAAUGUUGUUUCAGUUCGCUUUGCUUGGAUGCAGGUGUAAUAGGUAGAGCAAUUAAUUCUUAUUACGUGUAUUUUCUGUGUGAUUGAAGAAGUGUACAUUUUCCAUCUUGCUUGAGAUACUGUGACCACUGGUAUGGUAUGGAUUUGAUGCUUAUAGUUGGUGAAAACCAAGUAUUUCAGCGAUAAAAAUAAGUAAUUGUCACAGAUAAGAUACAGUGACUGAUUAUACAUGAACUACGCAACCCACAUUUAAUCUAUCUCUCUACAUUACGGGGAAGUUUUUCAAGGACGAUGUAAGCUCCUGCUGAAGUAACUGCUUACGACAGUGUUCCACACUUCAUAACAGUCGCAUCACAGGUGCACGACUCAGCCCAGUGUUAUAUUUGUACAGUGACACUGGUAAUCUUCUUCUGUGCUGUAAAAGACUAGCCAUCACGUACAAGUGAUCAUCAUAAGAGGUCUGGUUUGCCAGUGCCAUGUGGUCUAUUUGCCGACUACAUACGAACACUGCAAGACCCACUGACUUUUCAAACUUUUGAUGUGGCCUGUACGCACAAUAGCUUUCAUUGUCUGUGUGGGGCAGAGGUGAAAUUUUGAUGUCAGCGCCCAUGAGAACUGCAUUUUUAUGGGCUUGGCACACAGUGGGCAUAGACAGUUCAGUUUUUGGAUGAAGCUGUUACUAAACUGCUGGGCUGUCACCAGGUAUCAAUAGGGAUCUAAAUUGCUCAUAUUGAAAGUCGUCUUGCCACUUCUUUCUGUGAUGUGUGCGUAAUGUGAUGUGUGGCGUACGACAUUUUUCGAGUGAAUGUGUAGUGGGUUGAUGAGCGAGUGAGCCAAAUACGUGGGGCUGAUCACAGGGUCUGCAGCGUUUCUCCAACGUUGCAGGCAGCGUUGAUGUUGCUGUACCAAUGGAAGAUUCCUCUGUCUUUUCUGAACGGGGUUUGCACCUUAUGUGUUGUUAUGUGCCGUAAUUGAAUGAAUUAACAAGCACAACAGCAUUUAUUCUCUCUUCAUGUGUUUGAUUCACCAUGGGAACACCUGUAUAUAUAUAUAUAUGGUAAAUUGUUUUCAUUCAUUUUCAUAAUAAUUCGUAAUGUCCUGCAAAGUACCGUAGUAGUGUGCUUGCAGUGGCCUUCUUUUGAUAUUUUUUUACUUUCCCAGAUUUUUUGGCGGUGCCAGCAUCUAUUUUUAAAUUGUCAGCUCAGUGCUUUUCAAUUAUAUCUUCUUCCAGAAAUAAGUAAUAUGGUACGGUGCCUUGCUGCAAAUCCUCUCAUUUUAAUUGUAUUUUGACAUGGCAUCGUUCAGAUAGGACAUUGGUCCUGUCAUAUCUUAUGUCAUUCUUGCAUGGUCGGGAACAUCAGCAUGGUGAACGUGUAUAGUGGUGAACACUAGAGAAAAUGAAUUUUAGGCUUAUUGAGUUGUUACCCCAAUUCGGUGCAUUUCAUUUAUUCUGUGGACUCUCUCAGUAUUUCUGCAUCAUGUCUGUUGUCAUGUCGUGAAUGGCUCUGUUUCUUUUUAUCCACUAUGAAUUGCGGUCUUCUAUGUAUCCUGGGUAAGCCGUGUGAUUUGUGAUACGUUUGGGUUCAUGUAGCUUGUUAUUGCUUUCUUGUGGCCUCAUACGAAACUGUGAUGUCAGGUCCACAGAUAGCAUGCUAGGUGCAGUAGAGCAGCAAGGCUUUUUAAAGAACCUGGAUUGCAGAUUCAUUGAACAGAGCUAGAAUCCACAUCAAGAUGGCUCUGUGAGGAGAGGCAUAUUAAAAUGUAUUAUCUAGAUUAGCAGCCUACGAUGCACCAGUAUUGUCCUGCUGGUCUGUGCCACUCAUUCUGCAUUUUUUUGAAGUGCUCUUUUUUUAUAAAGCACUGGGACUAAAACAAUAUUGCGGAGCAGGCUUGCCUUGUGGCCUGAGCGGCUUAUCUUUUGUACGACCAAUUUAAUUUACAUACAUACCGUCAUUUUACAUGGCCUCUGUAUGGCUUUGGAACGAGUUUUUCACAGAAGUGCAUGUUUUGGGACUUCUAACGGAAUUUUUUGAAAAACUUUUUACUCAGUAACACUACUUUGAUAUUCCAAGAAAAAUCGUGUUUCUGUGAGUGCAAUGUGAUUUCUUUCUUUCCGUAAUGGAAUUUAUGCAACGACUUGUACCACAUUUUGUGUGCCUGGCUUGAAAACCACGUGUAACUCAUUGCUGGAAUGAUCCUCAAUUGUGUAUCCCGCGACAUAGUUCUUCAAUAUUCAGCCGUCACCGACUUGUGCAAGGCUUUUGAGGUAGUAGAUUUGCAUUUAUUUAUUGCACCUUGUGAAAAUGCGCAAAAUUGUAGAACUUGCACUCUACAUUGCAGCAGUGACAAAUGUUUAUCGAUGCAUUGCUUAUACACAGCACUAUUGUGAAAGUGCAGCCGUCACCACCUCAGCUGUGUUUUAUGCUUCAGGGUGAGGCACUGGAAGUCUUUCUGGGAAGAAAACUCUUGCAUUUUAAUCUGUUCCCUAACUGCCUAUUAUUUACAGGUCAUAAAAACACUAAUUGCCGUAUUUAUAAAUGGUUACCAACAACCUUAGAGUAUGAUGCUUCGAAGGUAGCAGCGGUACUCAUUCACUGUCAUAUGCAUACAGUUGGCAAAGAUCACAAGGCCUGAAAAAUGUUUGUUACCGCAAACAUUUAAUUUAAAGGGACACUAAAGACGAUGUUGAUUGCAGAAAUAGCGGUCCAGAAACCUCGUAGUGCUAUUUUUGUGUCAAGGAAGUGCUUAUUUUGAAACAAAAUCGUGUUUUAGUGGUCCGCAUCACGUUAGCACACUGGAAACUUUCACAUUACUGUCAAAGUGGAAACUUUUACCGUUGUCGUGCAUGUUGUUUGGCUUUACAGCACGGCCACCGAAACUAGUAGCAGCAGAGCGAAAGUAGCGGGAGCCACUGCAGCAACAACGGCCAUUGAACGAUUUUCUGCCAUGGCCUCCGAGAUGGCAGACGUGCUUGGUUCAACUGGGCCCCGCUAGAUGACACAAUACGUCUAGUUUAACCAGGCGAAAAUUGAACUUUUGAACCACUUGCGCCAUUCCCCAUAGUAACGUAUUGCAGUUCUUUUCAUGAAGUCAAACAGAAACAAACAAGCAGCAUUUUGUUAAGUCUUUAAUGCACGGAAGGUUCUUUAUUUAGUGUGGCUAGUUCGGUUACUAGUGAUUAAUUGUAGGUGGUAACUGUGAUGUCAUCGGGAUCAUUUACAAAUGUCCUACUUGUAGAGCACGUGUUCUUGUGCAUUUACGUUAAUUUCUCGGUAAGUAGGGCACUGCUGUUGAUAAUAUUGUCGUUUUAGACGUUAUCAUACAUUGAGCUUUCACUACGACAAAUUUUUAUUUGACUUUAGUGUCCCUUUUAGCGCAUUAUCAUGUAUUGAGAUGUAUUCAUAGGAGAACUCAAUUGAACCAUGGUGAUCAAAGUUUUGCUUUUGUGAAGGUCUCAUGGCACAUAAACUUUUUACGAAUAACCUAACAGUAAUCUGGCGGAAGAUUUUGUGACUGGAGCUAUCUUUAAUACCUGCCAUGGACUCCUGCACAAUGCCUUUAACAUUGUGUUCACUAGUGCUGCCAAAAGUUAGAUGUUACUGGAGCUCUGUGGAGUGCAAGCUGCAAGUUUUCAUGUUCUCGCUGAUAUUGUGCUCAUCUCACAGCUGUUCGUAUACGCGCACACCUCUGGCACUGUCAACGUGACUGAGUGACGUUGCCGGCACUAUCGGCGGGAGUGCCCGUUUUUUUGCCUGUGCUGCCCAUUUCAGCGGAUGGACGUGUGUGCAACUGCCUAGAUGAUGCCAGCGACUCUCAGGAUGUUGUGUGUGUUGCGGAAAUGUAGCUACUCUGUGGUCUGUGGGCCCAUGAUGACAGCAACACUGGUUGCACCCUGGAGCUAGAAAUGAGUCUUGUCUUGUACCCAUGCGAAAAAUUUACAACUGGCGUCUCCACACUUUCAAAAGCAGGUAGCUAUUUUUAGGAUCGUUACUACAGGAUCGAUACAUAUUUUUUUUCAGGGCCAUUUUUUUCCAGGCUUUCCAUGUGCAAUCAUCCCACUUUUUCUUUGCAUCCGGUUGCUCCAAUUGUUUAAAUUUAACUUUUAUGUAUGUUGUGCAUAUAACUUGGUUUAGUGACUGAACUUGUGGCUUAUAUUUGAGGAACUUGGCUACUUCACUUGGAGCUGUGCAUUGCAAGGAUCGGUGUACUGGGUCGUUCUUGCCCUGUACUUAUCAGCUCUGCAAAUCAUCAGCUGUUGAGUGCUCACAUUUUUUGUUUUUAUAAAAGUGAUGGCUUUCAAACGUGUAUCCACCCAUUAUUGUGAUCUUAACAUUCCGUAUAAAGAUAACCGUACAAACGACAAGUUUUAACACAAGGGCAUAAAUUUAUGGGGGGCGUAUGUAUCAUUCACACUAUUCUUUAUUCAAAAAAAAAAAAGUUAUGGGAAUGUCCUAAGCAUCAUUCAUCCUUGUGAGCUUACCGAUAUGUAUGAGGCGCUAUUAGAUGUUCCUGUACUUGAAUAGUCUAGUGAGUGGUUCAGGAGAUAGUAGGUCUCUUCUGCAUCUUGUUACAGAGCUAGCUUGAGCAUAUACAGAGGUACAUAUCCAUUUGCAGCCAAACAUUGGCGCUGGAGUCUCGUCUACCUGUGAACGUUUUCUACAGUAUUUAUAGGCAACAUGUAAGAUUGAACGUGUAAUUUGGAUUUUAUGAGGCAAGCGGAAAGCAAGCCCAGCCUUUUUAUUCUUUCACACCUGUUUGUUGCAGACUAUUACCCAGUGUGGUAUCUGCUACUCAAAAAAUUUUUAGCAUUCACUAGAAAAAUUGCCUGCUUUCUGUGGGUAAUAGUGUUUAGCAAACAAACUGAGCAGUGUCCCUUGAGUUUUUCCCUUAAAGGUAUGCCAAGUUUUGGUGAAUUCAACAAGGCCUAAAAGCCGCUUGUUUCACGAGCAAUAGUUUUAGGGGCAAAAGUGUGCCGGAGCAAAAUAAUAGAUUAUAGUUCUUAUUCUGUCUUAUUUUAUUGCCUAUCUGUGAAUACAUUAUAUUCCAAAGCAACCAAAAGUUGAAUUCCACGAACUUGGAAAAAAAAGUUUUUAUUGUUCCAUCACUACGAAGUCACUACACUGAGUGCAUAGUUCUCAAAAGUGCAAGUUUAAGCGAUGCUUGCAUGACUCUUGCAUCACUCUGGACUGGUUUGUACCUUCAGUGAUUCUUUAAGAACUACUGUUUUACACUUCUAAAUGUCAUUUACUUGCACUUGAGCAUUGUAUUUGGUAGCACUUUGGAUUGGAUUGUAUCCUACUCCAAUAUGCUGCACUGAAUUCUGUGAAAGAUGCCUCCUUAUUUCGUAGAAGUACUACUUGCGGUUCUUGUGGCCACCUGUGCUGUGAGCGUGGCAUCAGUUUCAUGGUACUUAAUAAAACUUCAACAUGUUCCUACAUUCCACUCAGUCGAAAUGGGUUUCUUAAUUACCAGGUGCUAGGAGAAACACGGUUGAGAAAAAUAAAGGUGGCCCUGAUGUGCUAUAGCUCAAACGGGCAUCCUAUUAUGGGACACGAUAUUAGUGUGCUAAAAAGAAGCUAUAUUGCCAAUGACUUAGGUACGUUGACUUACGUUGUUAGAUAGUUAUUGUAAUAUUUGUGAUGCAAUUUAGCAAUAAAGACGUGGGUACUGGUCUAGUUGGCGUGUAGAGCUGUGAACAUUUUAUGCCAUACACCAACUUGUGUGUUGCAUUGUAUGUUACUGUAUACGUGUGUGUGCUAGCUUUGGUUUUUAGUAUCACUCCGUCGUUCUUGGCUGCACUAAUCUGUGUCCACUUGUACAACAGUGUUCUUGUGUUUUGCUCAUGUAUUGAAUCAUGUGUUCGGCACAUGACUAAAGCGGUCAAGACAGAAUAACAGUAUUGCUGAAAAGCAACUUCAGCUGUCUUGGGUAGGCACAAGCAUGAGUGUUUCUUACCAGAUUUAUUUCGCUAGAUGCUGUGAACCGUUUCUCAGGCUGUCUGCUUUUAUUUAAGCCCUGCUUUUUGCACGGCCCUUCUGAAAGUGCGUAUUUUAUUUAAGAAUCUGCACUGUUGUCGUGGCUUGUACAGCUUGGCGAGCUUAAGGACUUAAGAAUCCUCUCCUCUGUACAAGAAUCUGCCUCUACUUUUUCAACUCCACCAAGCUUAGGACAGUACUGCCUUGAACUUAAGUAAGGACAAUUUGGUUAUGCUGCUUGUUGAUUAUUGCAAUAAUGAGUAGCUUGAAAGUAUAACUACUUUAGUGCCUUUGAGUAAACAAUUAGCUCUGUUAAUGAAAUAGUAACUAGCGAAUUGCCGGGGAGCGUCAUGAAGUCCAAUGUCAACUUUAGUUGAUGGCAGUGCAGUCCUUUGCUUGUUAAGUUGUCAUGAACACACAAUUAGAAGAACUUGUAGAAUGUGGCAACGUUUGUUUGCUGAUAUUGCUUGUAGUGAUAGUAUUAUGCUGUCACACAUCAAAGUCUAAGCAAACUUCACUCGCUUCACUUCCUCGAAAUGCUGCUUCUGCGUGGCCAAGUGAAUUGUUGCACGUAGUUCAUUAACGGAUUGUGUGUCGCACGUCUUUUUUAUAUGGCUACAGUACUGUUUUAGUUGCCAAGCAUUUCCCCCAACGCUACAAUGAAAAUGGAAGCAGGGCACCUCUCCCCUCCCCCACCUCCUUUUUUUUUCUGUCACAAGAAAGCAUACACAGUGUGACAAUCCACUGAGCUCAGUCUAUGUAAUAUAAUAGAUUUAUAUAUAUAUAUGAUAAAGAGAAGAUAUGUAGGUGACCUGAAUGUGUAGCCCUUUCGUACAAAUAAAUGUUAUAACCACUGAAUGAAA
Rhipicephalus microplus (southern cattle tick) is the source of this 10443-nucleotide messenger RNA. RefSeq lists its product as uncharacterized. The record is from RefSeq and is a predicted model, not a curated record. Gene Ontology annotation, molecular function: protein binding. NCBI's taxonomy places the organism in Eukaryota, Metazoa, Arthropoda, Arachnida, Ixodida, Ixodidae.